Molecule: messenger RNA, 713 nt
Organism: Zea mays
Lineage: Eukaryota; Viridiplantae; Streptophyta; Magnoliopsida; Poales; Poaceae
Product: Polynucleotidyl transferase ribonuclease H-like superfamily protein
Exons: 1
Coding region: 1-645 (214 amino acids)
Biological process (GO): nucleobase-containing compound metabolic process
Cellular component (GO): cytoplasm; nucleus
Molecular function (GO): nucleic acid binding; 3'-5' exonuclease activity
Source: RefSeq, a predicted model, not a curated record
AUGUUUGGCCGCGGUUUUUUCGGCAGUGAAUCUCGUUCCAAUGACCUAACCACUCGCCUCACUGUCCACUUUGGCUCCGCCAUGAUCGACACCACAGUCACCCGCGACGCCGCGGUCGCCGACGAGUGGGUGCGCACAGUCCGCGCCGCCAACCCGCGUGGCGCCCCUCUCAUCGUUGGCCUCGACUGCGAGUGGAAGCCCAACUACCGUAGCUGGACGACCUCCAAGGUGGCCAUCCUCCAGCUCUGCGCCGGCGACCGCUGUCUUGUCCUUCAGCUCUUCUACGUCGACCGCAUCCCGGCGUCCAUCCGGAGCUUCCUCGCCGAUCCCGACGUGUUCUUCGUCGGCAUCGGCGUCGGCGAGGACGCGGCGAAGCUGGCCACCGAUUACGGCCUCACGUGCGCGUCGCCCGUUGAGUUGGAAAGCCGCUGCAAUGACUACCUGGGAUACUACACUGGAGGGCCGAGGCUGGGGCUCAAGGGCUACGCAAGGGAGGUGCUGGGGCUGGUCAUGGAGAAGCCACGGGGUGUCACCAUGAGCAACUGGGAGAAGCAUGACCUCGAGGAUGCCCAGAUCCGCUAUGCAUGUAUCGAUGCGUACGUGUCUUACAAGCUCGGAGAGAAGGUCUUGGUCUUGACCGAUUGAAUUGCAUGCUGGAACGUCUUCAACCCCGUGCUCGUCGGAUUGUUCGUCAUCUGGCGAUUAUCUUAGCA